This is a messenger RNA of Argiope bruennichi, 2580 nucleotides long. RefSeq names its product collagen alpha-1(II) chain-like. The transcript is spliced from 3 exons. NCBI's taxonomy places the organism in Eukaryota, Metazoa, Arthropoda, Arachnida, Araneae, Araneidae. Bases 114 to 2501 code for a protein of 795 amino acids. The record is from RefSeq and is a predicted model, not a curated record.
UUAAACAUGCAAUUCAAAUAUUUAAUUUUUCUGUUAAGCUUACAAGUAUAAAUAGGAGAACGCGGCAACAUUUGUUAUCAUUUCCUCCUGUUCUGUGAGAAAGCAGUUCCAAAAUGAUUUCUCAGGUUUUUGUCUUAUCUGCUUUAGCGGUGAUUGCUUUAGCCUAUGGUCAGUAUGAAACUGUUCAUCAACCCCAACCUUAUAAAUAUGGAUUCAAUGUGAAGGAUGAAGAUGGCAAACAUCAUUAUGAAGAAGUUCGCGAUGGCAAGGACAUGAAGGGAAGGUAUGAAACAACGGAUGCCAGAGGAAUCCACCGACAGGUCAACUACAAAGCUGACAAAGAGGGUUAUAAGAUACAUUAUAGGACCAAUGGACGCAGAACCGCUUACCAGAACUCUGCUACCAGUCCCAUAAUCUCAGACGUUCAUUACAGACAUAGAAGAGAUGCCGAACCUGAGAACUCAGACUCUUCCGAUAGGAAAGGCAGAUAUGCCGAGUCCGAGAACUCAAGCUCUCCCAACAGGCAUGGAGGAUAUGGCGGGCUCGAGAACUCAAGCUCUUCCAAUAGGAAAGGAGGAUAUGACAGGCCCGAAAACUCAGGCUCUCCCAACAGGCACGAAGGAUAUGCCUGGCCCGAGAACUCAGAUUCUUCCAAUAGGAAAGGAGGAUAUGACGGGUCCGAGAACUCAGACUCUUCAAAUAGGAAAGGAAGAUAUGGCGGAACCGAGAAUUCAGGCUCUCCCAACAGGCACGGAGGAUAUGCCGGAUCCGAGAACUCAGAUUUCACAGAUAGGAAAAGAAGAUAUGACGGCCCCGAGAACUCGGACUCUUCCAAUUGGAAAAGAGGAUAUGACGGUCCCGAGAAUUCGGACUCUUCCAAUAGAAAAAGAGGAUAUGACGGGCACGAGAACUCAGACUCUUCCGAUAGGAAAGGAAGAUAUGACGGGCCCAAGAACUCGGACUCUUCCACUAGGAAAAGAGGAUAUGACGGAUCCGAGAACUCGGACUCUUCCAAUUGGAAAAGAGGAUAUGACGGUCCCGAGAAUUCGGACUCUUCCAAUAGAAAAAGAGGAUAUGACGGGCACGAGAACUCAGACUCUUCCGAUAGGAAAGGAAGAUAUGACGGGCCCAAGAACUCGGACUCUUCAAACAGGAAAGGAAGAUAUGGCGGAACCGAGAAUUCAGGCUCUCCCAACAGGCAUGGAGGAUAUGCCGGGCCCGAGAACUCAGACUCUUCCGAUAGGAAAGGAAGAUAUGACGGACCCAAAAACUCAGGCUCUUCCAACAGGCACGGAGGAUAUGCCGGUCCCGAGAAUUCGGAAUCUUCCAAUUGGAAAAGAGGAUAUGAUGGGCCCGAGAACUCCGACUCUUCCAAUUCGAGAAGAGGAUAUGAUGGGCCCGAGAACUCGGAUUCUUCCAAUAGGAAAAGCGGAUAUGACGGGCCCGAGAAGUCAGGCUCUUCCAACAGGCACGGAGGAUAUGCCGGGCCAGAGACCUCAGACGCUUCCGAUAGGAAAGGAAGAUAUGACGGGCCCGAGAACUCAGACUCUCCCAACAGGCACGGAGGAUAUGACGGGCCCGAGAACUCAGACUCUUCCGAUAGGAAAGGAACAUAUGACGGACCUAAUAACUCAGGCUCCCCCAACAGGCACGGAGGAUAUGCCGGGCCUGAGAAAGACUCUUCCAAUAGGAAAGGAAGAUAUGCCUGGCCAGCGACCUCAGACUCUUCCGAUAGGAAAGGAAGAUAUGAUGGACCCGAGAACUCAGGCUCUCCUAAUAGGCACGGUGGAUAUGCCGGGCCAGCGACCUCAGACGCUCCCAAUGGGCAAGGAGGAUAUACCGGACCUAUAAUCUCAGACGCUCCCAACGGGCAAGAAGGAAAUGCCAUCCCUGUGAUCUCAGGCACUCCCAACGUGCAAGGAGGAAAUGCCGGACCCGUGAUCUCAGACGCUCCCAAUGGACAAGUAGGAUAUACUGAACCCAUAAUCUCAGAUGCUCCCAACGGGCAAGGAGUAAAUGCCAUCCCUGUGAUAUCAGACGCUCCCAAUGAACAAGGCGGAUAUACUGGGUUCUUGACCUCAAAUGCUCCUAACGGGCAAGGCGGAUAUGCCGGGCCAGUGACCUCGGACGCUCCUAAUGGGCAAGGAGGAUAUGCUGGGCCCGUAACAUCAAACAUUCCCAACGGGCAAGUAGGAUACAUCGCACCUGUAAUCUCAGACGCUCCCAACGGGCAAAUAGGAUACAUCGCACCCGUAUUCUCAGAUGCUCUCAACGGGCAAGGAGGAAAUGUCAUCCCUGUGAUAUCAGACACUCCCUACGGUCAAGGAGGAAAUGCUGGGCCCAUUAUUUUAGACGCUUUCAGUGGACAAGGAGGAAAUGCCGGACUAGGACUUGCUGGUCCUGGAGCUGUAGGGCAAGGAGGUGUUGAUGUUGGAAAAACAGGAUUAAGUUUAGCUGCUGAAGGAUAUGGAGAUUUUGGUACCAUUGGUCCAACUGUUUAAAAUGUAUUCAUCAUAUUUAAAAAAGCAAUAUUUGUUAGUGAUUGUAAAUACUUUUCAAUAAACUUAUUGCUUUUGUUCA